Seriola dumerili (greater amberjack) is the source of this 3176-nucleotide messenger RNA. RefSeq names its product von Willebrand factor A domain-containing protein 7-like (gene vwa7). The record is from RefSeq and is a predicted model, not a curated record. Bases 1 to 3060 code for a protein of 1019 amino acids. Lineage: Eukaryota; Metazoa; Chordata; Actinopteri; Carangiformes; Carangidae. The transcript has 16 exons.
AUGUCAACAGGCAGAGGAAGAAUCUGGGAGGGGAGUGGGAAACCAUUGUACUGGUUUAUUCUCACUUACCUCCUCCUUCUGCCUCUACCAUGCUUGGGCUUCCUCCCCAAUUUUUGGUCUCGAGUGUUAACGCUGUCCUUUGACUCGCACACGCACCAGUACAUGACAGAGCAGGCCAUUCUCAACGUCACCUUGGAGACUCUGAAGGGCACCAAAAAACACCAGGGAAACCAUGCACAGGAACAGACCAGACUAGGCCGUGGCUUCUGGAGAGAUGUGAAAGAGGUGGUGAAGUCCAACGCUGCCAUGGACUUCCUGAUCUCCACCAGGUCCGACCCGGUGUACCACUUUGAUUCAGAGCGUGUGGACAGCGCCAUGGUGAUGUUACGGCAGGUGUGGGCUCAGACUCUGCUCUCAGUACGGGCCAAAGAGUACCAAAGUGCUCGCCACAGCUUGGGCCAGCUACUCCACUCCCUGCAGGAUUUCUACAGCCACAGUAACUGGGUGGAGAUGGGCCAGCACUCCAUAUACCUGCACCUGCUGCAGCCAGAGGAGCCUGCCAUCCCUGUGGCUAAAGAGGACACCCCUACCUGUAUGGAGUGCUUCAGUAUCACCUGUCGAAACAACCUCCUGCCAAGACUGACAAACACACAGCAAGACCCCCAGCUGCUCACCACUGGCUACUUCAGCACUGACCAUCUAAAACCUCAGGGUAAAUGUAGUCAUGGAGGUAUUCAUGACAGUAGCCGCUAUAUGGGGGCUAAAGGGGGCAUCAACAAGGACAGCACCUCACCUCUCUUCUCCCCUCACCAUUACCUCCAUGUGGAAGCUGCCACUUUGGCUACUGAGGCCACCCUGAGUGUACUGAGAGACCUCAGGGACACUGUUGGUCACAAAACCUUCCUCCGGCUCUUCAGUGUGAAGCAGGUCCCUGCACUGGUAUUUGUCAUGGACACCACAGGUAGCAUGUUUGAGGAGAUCACUGCUGCUCGCCUCCGGGCUCACGCCCUCAUCCAGAGCCGAGCCAACAGCCCUGGGCAGCCUGGCACCUUUCUACUUGUGCCCUUCCAUGACCCAGCUGUAGGACCAGUGUAUGAGACCAAUGACCCAAACCAGUUUAUGCAACACAUGGAGAACCUGACGGCGCUGGGAGGAGGAGACGAACCAGAGAUGUGUCUCUCUGCCAUUCAGUUGGCGCUCACUCACAGUCCACCACUGUCAGAGAUAUUUGUAUUCACUGAUGCCUCUCCUAAAGAUGCCCACAUGUUUGACGCGGUGAAGGCACUCGCACUUGAGAAACAGAGCAAGGUGACAUUUCUCCUAACUGAAGACCCCAAAUAUACAGAGACCAGAGGGAGGAGGAGGAGAAGGAGGAGAAAGAGGAGGAGUAGGGAAGUUUUGUCCCCUGAUCGUUUCUCUCUCUACUCUUCCCUGUCCUCCCUGUCAGGAGGAUUGACUAUAUUCACCACCAACUCUGACAUCCACAAGGUUUCUACCAUAGUGGAGGAUAACACAGCUGCUGACAAGGUGACCCUACUCCAUGUGGAGAGUGCCCAGGAGUUGAUGUCCUCCCAUUGCUUCAGAGUUGACAGCUCAGUAAAAAAUGUCACCCUACAUGUCACUGGCAUUCUGACAGAGUGUUUCCUUACCAAUCCUUCAGACCAAAGCCAGUCUCUGUUGAGCAAGCAAGGCCCCCUAGCAGAGUUGGAGCACUUUGAGGGUCUGUACCGCAUCAGCCUGCUUCCCCCUAUACAGCCAGGCCAGUGGAAAGUCCACGCCAAGAGUGACGGACACCUCACGUUCAAUGUGAUAGGUGACAGCAGUGUAGAUUUCCUGUAUUACUUUGCCACUGUAACCAAUGAGACACACCCAGGUCUGGCCAGAGUGGAGGGCAGUCCAGUAGCAGGUGUCCCUGCCUUUCUGGUGCUGGCUGUUACAGGCCUGGCUCCAGAGGACGAGGCAUCUUUCACUCAUGUGAUGCUGCUGGGAGGUCAAGGGGAGACGCUCCAGCAGGUGACGCUGAGCUCCCCCUCCUCCUCCUCUUCUUCUUCAUCGUCAUCCUACUCAGCGGACGAGCUGGUGGGAUGGCUGGACUCUGUUCCCAGCGUUCCCUUCUGUGUUCAACUUACAGGCCGAGACAGCAGAGGAAACAAGCUGGAGAGGGUUUCAACAGAGAUGGUGCAGCCCACUCGUGUUCAGAUACAGGUGUUGUCUGUCCCUCGCCUGGUACCCGGCCACAGCACAAUAGUGGACUUCGACAUCCUGAACCAUGGCCCGGCCCGACUCUUCAGUCUGAGCAUGGAUGAUGACUGUGGCUAUCUUCAUAAGAGUGGACCUCACAGCUUCCCUGUUGCAGAAAACGGGUCUUUCCAUGAGCAGGUGAACAUCCACACUCCUGCCACGGCUCAGGCAGGAGCGACUGUCACUCUUACACUCACUGUUCGUGUUCAUAACUCUACAGAAUCAAAUUACGCAGUGACCUACUUGACCGUGGUGCCCCCGGAUCCUGACACGUCCCCACCAUUCUGCUCUGCUGUAGGAGAGCAGUCCACCUGUCCCUCCAUUUGCACACAGUCUAGCUGGAGUGCGUCUCUGGUCGUGUCAGACAGAGGGCGCUCCGGCCUCGCUGCCCUCCAGCUACAGAGGGGUGAAGGCAUUCUGACUUUAUUCCUCAGCCCACCACCCACAGAGGAGUUCAUGGGAAACACCCAGCCUGGCACUGACCAACAAGAGGAACACAGGGACAUGACAACCAGUGGAAGCCACUACCACCACCACCACAAGGCCAGAUUAGAAAAGGGAGACUCCCCUUUAAAUGUGUCUGAAUGGGUCCUCGAAUCAUCUCAGCCACUGUGGGUGAGGUACACGUCCAGCUGCUGCUCUGCUCAGGCAGAGCUGCUGGUGUGGGAUACGGCUGGAAACAUGAAGCGCUGCAAUCUAACACCUGGUAAGCAGAGGCAGCUAAGAGACAGGACUAGAGAAACCAGUGGAGCUGGGCGGAUUAAACUCACAGGCAUCUUUUUCUUGCUCUUAAGCCUGUUGUGGUAUCCUCUGCUUUAGCUUGUUGUGAUUACUAAUGUUUUGCAGGUCAAAUGAAUCUAUGUGUUGAUCACUGGAUCCCAGUAUUCCAGACAAGGAGCUCAUCAAAGAAGAUAUAAAGCUUGUCCUUUUAUAAU